Molecule: messenger RNA, 2406 nt
Organism: Merops nubicus (carmine bee-eater)
Lineage: Eukaryota; Metazoa; Chordata; Aves; Coraciiformes; Meropidae
Gene: TDRD7
Product: tudor domain containing 7
Exons: 11
Biological process (GO): spermatogenesis
Source: RefSeq, a predicted model, not a curated record
GUGGAGAAAGUACACAGGGGUGAUCAGAUGGAUGGGCUUCUGUAUCCUGCUAAGAAAGUACCACCAAUAGCAAAAACUGAUGCAGAGCAAGAAAAGGUAUCUCAGAAUGUUACUUCUUCAAAAGUAGACCCUUUGAUAAAACCACGUAUGGAGAUCGUGCCUGCACUUAGUAGUGACUUCAAGCAGAAAGUUGUCAACAUCUUGCUGAAGUAUUCCAAUGGUCUUUGGGCUAAUGCACUUCCCAAGUUGUACCAAGACACUUACCAAGUAAAAUUUCCAGAAGACAUUCUAAAUAAUCUGGAGUUGCUCUCAGAUGUAUGUAUAGUGGACUAUGUAUCAGAAGCCCCCAGAAAGGCCAUCCUCUAUGCUAAACCCCAAAGACACAUUGAUGAAAAUCUGAAUGUCACUGAGAAAGCCCAGAGGCGUGACAGUAUGAAGGCCACAGCUGAGCAACGGUAUGAAGAAUCCAAGGACCAGUAUACAGAGAGUGUAACUGUUCCUCCUCUAGUCAUUCCUUCAGAAGGACCUGUGUCUGUCAUGGUGUUAGAACUCAAAAACACUAACGAGGUCUUAAUUAGGUACGUGGGCAAAGAUUAUUCUUCUGCCCAGGAGCAAAUGGAAGAUGACAUGAAAGGGUACUAUAGUCAGAACAGUACCGUGUCAGUAGCUGAGUCGCUGAGUGUUGGGCAGCUUGUUGCAGUGCAUGCUGAAGAAGAUGCCUGGCUGCGUGCUCAGAUAAUUUCUCUGGAAGACAACAGAGUAAAGGUACACUAUGUUGAUCAUGGCUUCAAUGAGUUUGUUGAAAGCAGCAGUGUGUACAAAUUACAUAAACAGUUCACUUCGCUUCCAUUUCAAGCUGCAAAGUGUAAACUGGCGGGACUGGAAGUCUUCUGUGAUGAUCCUGUCCUAGUAAAGGCUGUGGAAUCACAGGCAUGCUUCAAGAUAUUUGCUGUGGAAAUACUGGAAGAGAGUGAUACUCCUCUUCUUGUUCUCUAUGACACUUCUGGAGAAGACGAUAUCAACAUCAAUGCUACUUGUCUCAAGGCAUUGUAUGACAAGUCCCUUGAACUGCACCUACAGGUAGAUGCACUAUAUACAAAUGUCAGAGUAACCAGUGUUUUCUCUGAUGGAAGCCUGUAUUGCCAAGUGCCAUCUAAAGGCUUGUCCAGACUUUCUGAAAUGUUGCAGAAAAUAGAAGACUUCUUCCUUUACAAGCAGACAUCUGAACUUAAUCUAUCAUUACCUUUCUGUGGCAAAAUCUGCUUGUUUCUUUCCAAAGGAAAAUGGGCACGUGUAGAGAUCAGAAUUAUUCACACUAGGCGGGCACUUGAUGUGCAGUUCAUGGAUACUGGAACAGUUGCAACUGUGAAAGUGUCAGAGCUUAGAGAAAUCCCACCACAGUUUCUGAGAGAAGUAAUUGCAAUACCUCCUCAGGCUAUAAAAUGCUGCCUAGCAGAUCUUCCUCCUAACACUGGCAUGUGGACUCCAGAUGCUGUACUGUGUCUGCGAGACACUGUAAUGAAUUGUCCUGAAUUUAACAUGAAGGUGGUUAAACAAGAUGGUUCAAAGGGAACUACACAUGUUUACUUGUUUGCUCCAGAGAAUUUCCCAGACAUGGAUCGUAGUGUCAAUCAACAGAUCAAAAAUGCAGACUUGUGGAAGCAUCAGAAAGAUGUUUCCUUGAGUGUUACACCAAUUGGGACAAGCUCCACAAAAGUGACAAGUGAUGCUGUGUUAACUAGUGGAAAAUUGGAGAAGAGUCACUUUGAUUCAGCCAGAGAAUCCAGCAGUGCAGUGUCUACCAUUGAUAUGCCUCCACCUCUACCCUUAUUAAAGAUUGGUGAGCUCAUGGACGUCUAUGUCUCAGUGGCUUGCCAUCCAGGUCACUUUAUUGUCCAGCCUUGGAAAGAGCUACAUCAUCUGGAAGCCCUGAUGGAAGAAAUGAUCUUGUACUACAGCAGGUCAGAAGGGAAAUCUGUGGACGUUGAAAAAAACAAGCUGUACGCAGCUAAAAUUGGAAAUCAGUGGUACAGGGUCAUAAUAAAAGGAAUUCUUAGAAAUGGUUUUUUGUCGGUAUAUGAGCUGGACUAUGGUAAACAUGAGUUUGUCAGCAUAGAGAAAGUACGACCACUCAUGGAUACAUUUAGAAAACUACCUUUCCAAGCUAUAACAGCUCAGCUUGCAGGAGUGAAAAGCCAGCAGUGGUCAGAAGAGGCAUCAAUAGUGUUUCGGAACCUUGUAGAGAAGAAGCCCUUGGUGGCACAGAUACAGGCAGUUACCGAAAGCACUAACCCUUGGGAUCGAAAAAUAGUGACUUUUCUCGUGGACACGUCGCUUCCAGAAACUGAUGUAUGGAUCCAUGAUUUUGUGUCUCAGAGCCUUGUGGAAUUUUCAAAGGAUGAUUAA